CGAGCGCUUCUUCUGGAGCUCUCGCAAAAUGGGAAGAAUCAGUUUGGGCCCUUCGUGUUCUCGAUCAGCAACACUCUCUCGGCGGUGUAACGGGCGAGGAAACGCCGGAGCAAAAAGAGCGAGAUUAGUCGAAGUGGAAGUCGAAGAAAAGGAGGAAGAAAUGAAGGACCGAGGAUUCAGUUGUGAUUUAAGUCUGGAAGAGAGAGAGACCCCAACAUAUUAAUCGUGACACAUGGAACACCAGCAUUUCUUCUGAUUCAUUCUCCGCCUCGUGUUGCCUCUCUGCGCACCGUCAUUUCGUUUUAUUUCAUAUACCUAUCAAUGGUGAGGGGAGCGUUUCUUACAUCUUGCCCUUGUGGUUGUAAAGACAACGGAGACUCGAAGCACCACAAUGGGGCAGCCCUUGAGUAGUGGUCGGAGUUGUUACUGCUGUUGUUGUGAUUAUUAUUAUUUCCUGCGACCGACAUCGUGGGAAAGGUGAUCGACCAGCUAACUAUCUGACGACCCCGGGACUGCACUGUGCUCCGUAACAACCACCUUAUUAUUACGCUCCCCAGGAUUCAGGCAGUGAAACCGGGAGGCACAUCCGGCCAAUCUUAACUGACACACCAAUACUUGCUACAGCAACAAGGAGAAAAAGCAGGUGAGAGGAGCCCAAGAAACAAAUUGCUGUCAAAUACAGGGGAGGUUAAAACUCCCGAGUCUUUGAACCAGCUCGUCCGGUUGAUUCCAGGUGCAUUCCAUGUGACAAUAGCAGCAUUAAUAUGUGUGUUGUUUUUGCUGUGAUAUCAACAACAUGAUUGUGCGAAAAUCUCGGUCUGUGUCGAUAGUUCAAAGAGUGUGUGCAAAUCGAGUCCAGCCAACGACGAGAAACCCCAACGUCGAGCCCUUAUCCUCGAAAUAAUCAUUAUCAUAAUCACGUUUUGCCAUAUCGGCUUGUGUCAGUGGGGCGUCUUUGAACCCAUGUGCUUCAGAUCAGAUUGAGAAGGACGACGGCGACGAAAACGAAGACGGCAAAGAAGACGCUGACGACGAGAACCGUGAUGUCCACGAUGUUAUCCUGGAAAUUCCGCACGUGCCUCUUGGCCAUGUCCCUCUUUGGGGCGUUUGGCACCUCUCAACUCCCUGUUGUUUAUGGUGCGUCUUCCCCGGGUUCCUCAGUACGGGACGAAGUCAAGGCGACGGCAGGAUCCGAGGUCACCUUAGCCUGUGUAGUGAACCAGAACAAGUGCGGGGAGUUCCAUUCCAUCAAAUGGUACAAGGAGAAUCGAAGGGUGUUUGUUUACAGUCCCGUUGCGGAUUUCGCCAAAGCCGAGGGCGAACUCACGGAUCGGGCUGAGCUCUUGGUAGAUGAGGCUGGCGAGGAAGCCAAAUUGAGGCUGAAUUCCAUCAAGACCAGUGACGAGGGUGAAUAUAAAUGCGAGAUCACUUUCCUGGACGUCACGAAGAACUGUCCAGUGGUUCAACUGGUUAAACUGACCACGCUCGCCGAGCCCAAGUACCUGAACAUCUCGAUGCCCGAAACGGGCGACAUCGUCUCGUCCACUUCAUUGGGUCCAUUUAACGAAGGCGAGGAGCUGCGACUGCUCUGUGAAUCCGGUGGGGGAAAACCCAUCCCAAAGGUCACGUGGUACAAUGGAACCGAAAUUAUGUCAGGCAAAGCUAGUUCGUUCGAGAGCCCGGAUGGAACUGGAACAGGACGCAACGAGAUCCGAGUGGUUUUGGAACGAGGCGACUUGGGAUCUCGGUUCACCUGCCAAUCCGAGAAUGAAGCCAUUGUCAAUGCUCCAUUGCAGACGUCGGUUCAAUUGGACGUGAAUCUUCGACCCGAGUCCACCUCCAUAAUUGGUGCCAAUGACCCAGUCCAAGACGGGUCAGUGGUGACCCUCAUGUGUCGCGCCCAGGGCGCCAGACCCGCAGCUUUGAUCACGUGGUACAAUGGGACCGUUCCAUUGGCGGAGGCGCCAACUGAGGAUGUGGCUCUUCAGAAGCCACCUGUAGAGGUCACAGUGAAGCAGGAUGACGAGACCUACGAGACGCAGAGUCGAAUUUCGUUUGUGGCGUCACGGUUCGAAAAUGGUGAAUUAAUCACUUGCGAAGCAAAUAACCCCGUGCUGGAGGACAACCAAGAACAACCUCAGCGAUCAUCCAUCACGUUGCAAAUUCUAUAUGCCCCAUUUGUCGAGAUCAGCCCCACCAACAUAACUGUUUACGAGAGCGACGAAGUCACCAUUUCUUGCCUGGUCGAGGCCAAUCCUCCCGAGUUGAAAAGUGUGCGAUGGUAUCAGGACGGUCAACUGUUGUCCGUAAAUAACCAGACAAAAUAUGAAGGAGGCACAUCCAAGGAGCCCUCCUUGACCAUAAAAUCUGUUGAAAAGGAAGAUAUUGGAGUCUACUCCUGUGUCGUGGAGAACGAGGUGGGCGUGGGAGAAUCUGACAACAUCUCCACGGUGGAUGUUUUCUAUAAGCCCAAGGUCUUAUUGAGAAUGGAUCCACCCUCGCCAGUGAGCGAAACCGACCGUCGAAAUGUGACCUUGUUCUGUGAUAUCGAGGAUGGAAAUCCCUCCGAGUUGACCAGCGUGCGAUGGUACAUGAAUGGCGAACUCCUUCAACAACUUCCCAUCUGUGAGGACGAACUCAAUGAUGAAAACGACCUCUGCGGUAUCGAUCCCAGCAAACUGCUUCUUGAACACGUCACGGUCAAAUUCCACGGAAACUUUUCCUGCGAGGGCGCCAACGAAGCCGGAUGGAGCGAUGCGUCCCCUGAGGAGGAACUGGAAAUCCUUUAUCCACCUGGAGAGGCUUUCAUCCGAAAAGAUUUGGAGGAGGUGAUUAAGGGUGAUGCAAUCACGUUGACAUGUGAAGUGUCGGAUCUGGGACGACCCGAAUCUGACGAAUUCAUUUGGAAGAGGGGUGGACAUGUGGUCACUCAUGUGACCUCAUUCAAUUGGACCAUCGAGCCGGUGACGCUCGAGACAGAGGCCAAUAUCUCAUGUGUGGCUGUUAACGAAGUCGGUGAAGGAGAACCCGACUUUAUCGGCAUCGAAGUUUUUGCUCCCCCCACCUUCAUUGAGCGACUUCCCCCUUACACUGGAGCCAUGGCCGAAUCUGACAACUUUUCCGUCGAGUGUCAGGUGGAAUGUUCCCCACUUUGCGACAUCUUUUGGCUCAAAGAUGGCAUUCCAAUUGGCGAGGACGACGAGAGGUUCUCCAUCAACACCACAUUAGUGGAGGCGGACUUGGCCAAGAACGAUUUCGAAUCCGUCCGUUCGACACUCAUCUGGAACAUUGAAAACUGGCCAGGAGCAAAAUUGGACAGGGUCAUUGACAACGCUAAUUACACGUGCCAAAGCACGGGCAAUCUCGUGGGCAACGAAGGAGUCAUCUCAACGACCUAUUUCAGAGUGGAAUAUCCUCCGGAAAAUAUCGAGAUUUCGGACGCCAUCAUUCGCCUGGAGGAGGGUUCUUCCAGGGAGAAGGUCCUCUGCACGGCCGAGGCCUACCCCGAGGCGAAUUACAUUUGGAAAUUCAACAAUGAAAAUGUGGCCGCUGAUAAUCUCCUCUUUUUCGACGGUGGAAUAUCAAAGGACCAAGCUGGAAUCUACACCUGCGUGGCCCAAAAUAAACACGGCGCUGCUGAAAUUGGAACGGAAAUUGAUGUCCUUUAUAAACCCGAAUGUCAGAUUGAACAGAACGAAGACGACGGCUACAUUGUGCUGACAUGCGAGGCCUUGGCCAAUCCUGAAGAGGUCACUUUCGGAUGGCAUCGAGUCAAUGCCACGGUUUUAGAUGAAGACGUCACAUCCAAUGGUCUGAUUAGCCAGGUUCGCUUGGAUCCCAGCCCCGAUAAUUUUGGAACUUAUUAUUGCUACGUCAACAACUCCAUCGGAGCUGGUCAACCCUGCGAGAUCGAUGUCCAAGGAAUGGGACUGAUUCGAAUGGGGAAUGCUAAUCUCAUCCUCAUUGUGGCCGUGGUGGCCGCCCUCAUCGUGGCCGUUCUGAUCAUCAUUGUCUGCAUCAUUCUCAUUUGCCGGAAGAAAAAGAAAAGUCCAGACGAGAAAUAUAUUAACCAACGAGACCUCGAGGAGCGAGAAAAAGCUUCUCCAAGCGACGAUGGAGAUCCACCCCGUCCAAAUGGGGCCGAGCCAUCCGACGACUCGACCAAUAAGGGCGGAGACCCUUCAGAUGCCCCGGAGGGUGGCGAUGAUCAACAGAAAUCCACGCAACACAAGUGGCCGAUUCGGCCAGGCGUGCACGUACACGUCAACGGGCGGAAUAACCUCAACAAUAACAACAAUGCCGCGAAUGGUUCCAAGUCCCACCCAUCCGGUUCCGAGGCUUCGGAUGAUGGUCCCGGGUCUUCCGAUCAUGGACCACACGAUUCCGGUGAUCCAACAGAAAUGCAAUGGCAUGAUUCUAACCCCCUCACAGUCAGACCGUUGUCCAGCUCAACCCAGCUACCAACACCAUCAUCAUCAACAACAGCAACACCAACAGUUGCAUCAGCAUCAGCAUCAUCCUUCCCCCCAACUACCCUGCCGACUAGCCCACAAGGCACCUUAAAGACGGUGGCCUUUAAAGGAACUUCGACUGCAUCCUUGACUCCUGUAAAUAAAUUAGAUAGUUCCAACACCCUGCUUCCCAGACAACCAGAUCACGGGAACAAAAGUAGUCCCGACAGUGGCCAUCCCAGUGAUGACACGAACCCUUUGAGUAACGGUGAUGGAAAGGGAUUCUACGAGAACCUUCCGUUCCAUGGGAUACAACGGCCAAAUAAGAAGCGAGAAGAAUUGCAAAAUCAGAGUUCCGCCAAGACGUUUGCCUCAUACGUCAAUCAGUCCUUCCCUCCCCCUCCUCCUCCCCUCACUAGUUUGGAUCCACCCAUAUCCUCCAAAGAAGGCGAAAUGGGCGUGGACGUUGGAUCAUCGCAGCACCCAAACUCAAGUCGUCCAUCAAGUCAGCUUAGUCAGAAUGGAUCCUCUGGCUAUGGAUCCACUCGCAGUCAAGUUUGCCCAUUCUCAAACACCAAUCGGGCCGCUCACAUUGCAGAGGGUAACAACAAAUCACCCUCAACAUCUUCAGAGGAGUCCGUAGGAGAAAUGGGACAAAAACUAGCCACUUGGGGUUCGAUGCGAGUGCCUGCUCUCGACUCGAGGUCAGACAAUCCCACCAUAGUUCGAGCCAGCAAGCAGCCUCAGCCCCAAUUCGCGUCCCUGAGGAUUCCCAACAGGAUCAGGGUCCAACCCAGUGAGGGUCAACUUCGGGUUCGACCUCAUGACAUUCCCUCUCGUUUGGAAGAAGAGGAAGAAGUGGAGGAAGAUCCAGGUUUGGACCUCAUUGACGCUGAGGUCGAGUCAGACGAUGGCCAAGACGGCCCCAUUCCCGCCCCUAGAGGUCCCCGACAAAGGCCAUGCUAUAUGAACAUGCCAAAUCCUCUAAGAUCUGCACAUAGUGUCGAUGAAAUGCAGGUCUAUACAGCUGUUCCCUUCAACAUCAAUAACCAUCAGAGUCUCCCACGGCAUUUCCUCCGAGAAGUCAGUCCAGUUACUCACAAUGGCCAAAUGGGUGUAGGAACCCUCUCCCAUCUUCAGAACCAACUAACUAAUAAUUUUCUAAGACACAAUGUAGGCGCUCGAGCGCCGGGUCUACCGGGCAACCAUCCAUCGAAUAACAUCCUGCCCACUGUUUCGGCCACCUUGUAUGACCAACUGCCUUCGGCCUCCUCCACAUCCUCGUCCUCGGCCAAUUCAUCGCAUCACAGCCAAAGGCCCAACCCUCCCACGGUCUCUUUUAAACCGUCAAUGCCCAUGCAUCGACACCCCAUGGUUGGUCACCUGACCAUGGGCCGAACCUCCUCGCCCAAUGGGAUGAUGAUGGCCUCGGAUCCCCACCACAGAUCAGCCUCGCAUGCUGGCGGGCCCAAACAGUUUGACUCGUAUUAUUACCACCCUGCUACCCUCCAAAGACCAGCACCAUGUUCUAGUCAAGUUCCCAAAGGUCUUCCUAGUCAGACUGUAACUAACCGUGUGGUUUAUGCCGAUCUUAACCUACACUCGGGGCAAGAUCCUCGUUUGGAGGGUCGAUCCACUGAUUAUGCUGUUCUCAAGUUUAACCCCAAUCAACAAGUUGGCAAGGAGAUUGAUGUGUGACUAGAUCAACACCUGCCCACUCGCCACUAGAAUCCCACCACCGUUUCCAAGUGAGUGCUUGUCCGUCCCAAGUAAAGUGAGUAGUCCAAUGGGAUUCUCCUCUUAGGCAUCUAUUUACACUUCUCGUUAGAUGGAUCCCCUUUACCCUAGCCAAGAUCCACAAUUUCCCCGAGCUCCUCGACCCGACUUUG
Molecule: messenger RNA, 6340 nt
Organism: Tigriopus californicus
Lineage: Eukaryota; Metazoa; Arthropoda; Copepoda; Harpacticoida; Harpacticidae
Product: B-cell receptor CD22-like
Exons: 21
Coding region: 1044-6149 (1701 amino acids)
Biological process (GO): cell-cell adhesion
Cellular component (GO): cell-cell junction
Molecular function (GO): cell adhesion molecule binding
Source: RefSeq, a predicted model, not a curated record